GACCCGGGAGAUAGCAGCGGGUGCCGAGGGUGGGCGGUAGUGCGGCUGUUCUUUGGGCCAUGGCGAGUGGAGGUCCCGGAACGCGGGAGCGGCGCUACGAGCUGGUGGUGUUCGGGGCCUCGGGCUUCACCGGGCAGUUCGUGGUGGAGGAGGUGGCGCGGGUGGCGACCGGCGGGGAAUUGCACAGCGGCCUGCGCUGGGCCGUGGCCGGGCGGCGCCGGGAGAAGCUGCAGGCAGUGCUGGAGCGGGCAGCCGAGCGGCUGGGGAAGCCGGCGCUCGGGUCGGAGGUCGGUGUGCUGCUCUGCGAUGUGGGCGACGCGGCCUCGCUGGCCGCCAUGGCGAAACAGACGCGGCUAGUGCUCAACUGUGUGGGCCCGUAUAGGUUCUUUGGAGAGCCUGUGGUACAAGCUUGUGUUGAAAAUGGUGCAAACUGCAUUGACAUCAGCGGAGAACCCCAGUUUCUGGAAUCAAUGUACCUGAAAUACAACAAAGCAGCUGCUGAAAAGGGAGUAUAUAUCAUUGGAAGCUGUGGCUUUGACACUAUACCAGCUGAUAUGGGAGUACUGUUCACCAGGGACAAGUUGAAAGGUACCUUAACUGCUGUCGAGAGUUUCCUGACUGUGAAGUCGGGGCCUGAGGGUUCUUGUGUACACGAUGGGACCUGGAAGUCAGCAGUUUAUGGCCUUGCAGAUCAAGACAACCUGAGGAAGCUUCGGAAACAGAUAGGAUAUGCUCCUGUUCCAGUAGUUGGUGCAAAACUUAAAGCAAGAGGAUUUGUGUUUUACAAUCAGGAAUUCAAGCAAUACUCUGUUCGGUUCCUGGGGUCUGAUGCUUCUGUUGUGAAACGGUCUCAGCGUUAUUUGCACACAGAGCUGAAGGAAAUACCUGUGCAGUAUGGUGCUUACAUGAACAUCGGUGGUCUUGGCUCUGUUAUCAAGCUGAUGUUUGCUGGCCUUCUAUUUCUUCUUCUUGUGAAAUUCAGCUUUACAAGAAAACUUCUGACAAAAUACCCAGAAUUUUUCUCUGCUGGACACUUCACAAAGAAAGGACCAACCCAGAAACAGAUGGAUGGAACCUCUUUUACAAUGACUUUUUUUGGUGAGGGUUACAGUGAGGGGCAAGAUCCCCAGCAUGGCAAACCAAAUGUGAAGAUCUGCACUGAAGUGAAAGGACCAGAGCCUGGCUAUGUAGCUACACCAAUUGCAAUGGUCCAAGCAGCUGUCUGUCUUUUGGAAGAGGCAGCUGCUCUGCCUAAACAGGGUGGUGUAUAUUCUCCAGGAGCUGCCUUCUCCAAAACAAAUCUGAUUGAUCGCCUCAACAAACAAGGUGUUGAGUUCUCUGUUAUUAGCAAGCCUGAAGUUUGAAGUCAAAACAUAACUGAAUGAGCUAACUCCCUUUCUUGGACCUAACUCCAGUAAACCUAAUUUGGCCCAAUCAUAACAUAGUUUCACAGGGCAACUGUUUACAGCAGAAGCAGAAGGCAACAGGAGUUGAAAGUCGUGCUACUGUUUGCUGUAGUAAGCAAACCUAACAAGGGUAUUGAGAUUUAAUUCACAAGCAUAUGAAAGCAGUGAUUUACUGAGUACUAAUUCUAGAAUUGCUUAAUCUCUUCUAACUUUUAAGUUACUGCUGGAUGGAUGCCCCCUAGCACCUGCUUCACACCUACCCACAGCCUUCUUGCUCUGCUCUCCUCCCCAGCUAUUAUUAAAAGCAGGCAGGCCCUGGAGGACAAGUGCCUGUGCAGAUGAAAUCCCUACCUGCCCCUCCUAGCUGCUGGGGACAGAUGCUGGUCCUUGGUGUUCUUACUUUCACAGCCUUGCUGCCCAUAGUGAAAUAAAAGAGCAGUGGUUGUCCCUUGGA
Colius striatus (speckled mousebird) is the source of this 1860-nucleotide messenger RNA. RefSeq names its product saccharopine dehydrogenase (putative) (gene SCCPDH). The record is from RefSeq and is a predicted model, not a curated record. Lineage: Eukaryota; Metazoa; Chordata; Aves; Coliiformes; Coliidae. The coding region runs from base 60 to 1364 and encodes 434 amino acids. The transcript is spliced from 12 exons. Gene Ontology annotation, cellular component: lipid droplet; mitochondrion; plasma membrane. Gene Ontology annotation, biological process: glycolipid biosynthetic process.